UCCUGCAGUGAACCAGAUUCAGUUGACCACCCGAGUGCUACCUGAGACUGUACGCGACAAUGAAGUUCAUCAUCCUGCUGGCCCUGUUCGGUGCUGCCUUCGGGCAGAACCUGCGCGCUGAGGUCGAUCAGCUGCUGCCCUUCCUGAACAUGGAUGAGGUGCGCACGAUCUACGAGCGCUACGUGCAGACCGACGCCCAGGUCGGCGAGAUCUGGAGCUUCCUGCAGUCGGAGGAGACCGAUGCGGCCUGGCGUGUGCUGAUCGGCACCCCGGAGCUGCAGGAGAUCAGCGCCUGGACCGAGGUCCGUGGCGUGAGCAUCCGCGACUACCUGAACGGCAUCGCCGCCAUGCUCGGUCUGACCCCGAUCACCCGCUCGGUCAACGCUCGCUCGCCGGCUUCCCGCUCCUGGAACGCGAUGAUGGACGAGAUCCGUGCCGCCACCAACCUGGAGGGCGCCGAGGCUCUGGCCCGCACCUUCAUCGCCGACCCGACCAGCGAGUUCGGUGAGCUGUACCGCAUGACCCAGGCCCGUCGCGCUGGCUUCACCCGCGUCAUUGAGCACCCGGAUGUCACCCGUUUCUCCGCCCAGCUGCGCGCUUUCGGCGUCGAUGUUGACCAGAUCAUCACCCGCUUCCGCAACUUCUUCGGCUGGAACUAAGGCUUACGUACCACGGACAACUGCUUGGAUGAAAUAAAAGGAAUGUUAAUUUGAUACAAAA
This is a messenger RNA of Anopheles coluzzii, 720 nucleotides long. RefSeq names its product protein G12-like. The record is from RefSeq and is a predicted model, not a curated record. The coding region runs from base 60 to 659 and encodes 199 amino acids. NCBI's taxonomy places the organism in Eukaryota, Metazoa, Arthropoda, Insecta, Diptera, Culicidae. The transcript has a single exon.